Messenger RNA from Procambarus clarkii (red swamp crayfish), 2889 nucleotides. The record is from RefSeq and is a predicted model, not a curated record. Lineage: Eukaryota; Metazoa; Arthropoda; Malacostraca; Decapoda; Cambaridae.
AUGAAAACACGGAGGAGGAAGCCGUCGGCGCUCGUCACUUGUUUGGCAACCACUGUCACGGCUGGGCCAGGAAGCCCACAGCUGGGCCAGGAAGCCCACAGCUGGGCCAGGAAGCCCACAGCUGGGCCAGGAAGCCCACAGCUGGGCCACGAAGCCCACAGCUGGGCCACGAAGCCCACGGCUGGGCCACGAAGCCCACGGCUGGGCCACGAAGCCCACGGCUGGGCCACGAAGCCCACGGCUGGCCCACGGCCCACGGGGCCAGGAAGCCCACGGCUGGGCCAGGAAGCCCACGGCUGGGCCAGGAAGCCCACGGCUGGGCCAGGAAGCCCACGGCUGGGCCAGGAAGCCCACGGCUGGGCCAGGAAGCCCACGGCUGGGCCAGGAAGCCCACGGCUGGGCCAGGAAGCCCACGGCUGGGCCAGGAAGCCCACGGCUGGGCCAGGAAGCCCACGGCUGGGCCAGGAAGCCCCACAGCUGGGCCAGGAAGCCCCACAGCUGGGCCAGGAAGCCCCACAGCUGGGCCCGGAAGCCCCACAGCUGGGCCAGGAAGCCCCACAGCUGGGCCAGGAAGCCCACAGCUGGGCCAGGAAGCCCACAGCUGGGCCAGGAAGCUCACUCCUGGGCCAGGAAGCCCCACAGCUGGGCCAGGAAGCCCACAUCUGGGCCAGGAAGCCCACAGCUGGGCCAGGAAGCCCACAGCUGGGCCAGGAAGCCCCACAGCUGGGCCAGGAAGCCCACAGCUGGGCCAGGAAGCCCACAUCUGGGCCAGGAAGCCCACAGCUGGGCCAGGAAGCCCACAGCUGGGCCAGGAAGCCCCACAGCUGGGCCAGGAAGCCCACAGCUGGGCCAGGAAGCCCACAGCUAGGCCAAGAAGCUCACAGCUGGGCCAGGAAGCCCACAGCUGGGCCAGGAAGCCCACAGCUGGGCCAGGAAGCCCACAGCUGGGCCAGGAAGCCCACAGCUGGGCCAGGAAGCCCACAGCUGGGCCAGGAAGCCCACAGCUGGGCCAGGAAGCCCACAGCUGGGCCAGGAAGCCCCACAGCUGGGCCAGGAAGCCCACAGCUGAGCCAGCAAGCCCACAGCUGGGCCAGGAAGCCCACAGCUGGGCCAGGAAGCCCACAGCUGGGCCAGGAAGCCCACAGCUGGGCCAAGAAGCCCACAGCUGGGCCAAGAAGCCCCACAGCUGGGCCAGGAAGCCCCACAGCUAGGCCAAGAAGCCCCACAGCUGGGCCAAGAAGCCCACAGCUGGGCCAAGAAGCCCCACAGCUGGGCCAAGAAGCCCACAGCUGGGCCAAGAAGCCCACAGCUGGGCUAGGAAGCCCACAGCUGGGCCAAGAAGCCCCACAGCGGGGCCAAGAAGCCCACAGCUGGGCCAAGAAGCCCCACAGCGGGGCCAAGAAGCCCCACAGCUGGGCCAAGAAGCCCCACAGCUGGGCCAAGAAGCCCCACAGCUGGGCCAGGAAGCCCACAGCCAGACAGCUGGGCAAACAGCAGACAAUCCGUGAUGGUCAGCGUUCACACCACGACACAGACAAAGACAACCAACCUUCACACUACGACACUGACAAAGACGACCAACCUUCACUUUACGACACAGACAAAGACAACCAACCUUCACUUUACGACACAGACAAAGACAACCAACCUUCACUUUACGACACAGACAAAGACAACCAACCUUCACACCACGACACAGACAAAGACAGCCUUCACACUACGACACAGACAUGGUCAGCGUUCACACCACGACACAGACAAAAACAACCAACCUUCACACCACGACACAGACAAAAACAACCAACCUUCACACCACGACACAGACAAAAACAACCAACCUUCACACCGCGACACAGACAAAGACAACCAACCUUCACACCACGACACAGACAAAGACAACCAACCUUCACACUAGGACACAGACAAAAACAACCAACCUUCACACCACGACACAGACAAAGACAACCAACCUUCACACCACGACACAGACAAAGACAACCAACCUUCACACUAGGACACAGACAAAAAACAACCACCUUCACACCACGACACAGACAAAGACAACCAACCUUCACACCGCGACACAGACAAAGACAACCAACCUUCACACCACGACACAGACAAAGACAACCAACCUUCACACUACGACACAGACAAAAACAACCAACGUUCACACCACGACACAGACAAAGACAACCAACCUUCACACCACGACACAGACAAAGACAACCAACCUUCACACUACGACACAGACAAAAACAACCAACCUUCACACCACGACACAGACAAAGACAACCAACCUUCACACCACGACACAGACAAAGACAACCAACCUUCACACUAGGACACAGACAAAAACAACCAACCUUCACACCACGACACAGACAAAGACAACCAACCUUCACACCGCGACACAGACAAAGACAACCAACCUUCACACCACGACACAGACAAAAACAACCAACCUUCACACCACGACACAGACAAAGACAACCAACCUUCACACCACGACACAGACAAAACAACCAACCUUCACACCACGACACAGACAAAAACAACCAACCUUCACACCACGACACAGACAAAGACAACCAACCUUCACACCACGACACAGACAAAGACAACCAACCUUCACACCGCGACACAGACAAAAACAACCAACCUUCACACCACGACACAAAGACAACCAACCUUCACACCACGACACAAAGACAACCAACCUUCACACCGCGACACAGACAAAAACAACCAACCUUCACACCGCGACACAGACAAAAACAACCAACCUUCACACCGCGACACAGACAAAAACAACCAACCUUCACACCACGACACAGACACCAGGGGGCGCGGGAUGCCAUCUUUCCCGGUCGCCAGAAGGUAAUAUGA